UUCAGAUGCCGUGCCGUCUGCUCCUGCUGGGCCACCAGCGACAAAACCUGGGGCCAGCGCCAACGACUACAUAUGAGGAAGCCGUCGGCCUGCCAGGAAACCUGCCUUGUGACGCCGAGCCCUCAAGGGGGCCGGUGCCACCGGCAUAUACAGCUCCACCUGCUGCAGCUUAUAAUCCUGCACUAGCAGGUCAGGCGUAUGGACCGCAGCCACCCAGUCAGGUUUACCCAACAGGCGGCCAGCCGAUGGGAGCCAGUAACCUACAAGGCGGUUAUCCUAUGGGGAAUGUUUCCAUGGCGGGUUACCCAGUGCCACCUGGUGGAGGCGUACCCUAUCCGCAGUACGCGCAUGGUGGCGUCAAGUAUACAAACGUCAGUGGUAUGCCACCUGGUGGCCAGUACCCUCCUCAAGUCGUAGGCGGUAUGCCACCUGGUGGCCAGUACCCUCCUCAAGUCGUAGGCGGUGUGACGUAUGUGCAGGCACUUCCCGUUGUUGGCCAGCCCCAGACUAACCGAGGAAUGGUCAUCGUGCAGACCAAUACAAAGCCACCGGACUACCUGAUUCAGUCUAUUCUUGUCUGCAUCUGUUGCUUCUGGCCUGGAGGAAUCAUUGCGAUAAUAUACUCCAUGCGUGUUAGAAGUCUGUACAUGGAGCAGCGAUACGAUGAGUCGUGGCAAGCCUCACGAGUCACUCGUAACGUGAUCGUCGCCUGCGUCGCGAUUGGCAUAGUCUUCUACGUCAUGAUCACCAUCGCCAGAAACUUGCACCAUUAGCGUGGGUCGGCAUGAUGCCG
Molecule: messenger RNA, 793 nt
Organism: Priapulus caudatus
Lineage: Eukaryota; Metazoa; Priapulida; Priapulimorpha; Priapulimorphida; Priapulidae
Product: trithorax group protein osa-like
Exons: 3
Coding region: 6-773 (255 amino acids)
Cellular component (GO): membrane
Source: RefSeq, a predicted model, not a curated record